AUGUCUGCUCGAGAAAAAUUGUUGACUCUCAAGAAUAAACUGGGGCCAAAAAAUGUCCUGACGAGUUGUGAAGUGGCAUACAAAAUUUGGCAUGUCUCAUUGUUGCACAUUCGCCUUGCAGAUGUUGCCUGCAUGAGUACAGAGGCACAGACUGAAUUUCAAGUUGUAUUUUAUUCAUCAUUGCCAUCGGAGCAAAUGCUUUUCACGAGUCUGUCUAUUGAAAGGCAGCUGUUCUUUGUGAAGCCUACCUCCCUGCUUGCUGGCGUGGCCUGCGACAUUGUUGCUUAUUAUAUUGCUACAUGA
Molecule: messenger RNA, 303 nt
Organism: Helobdella robusta
Lineage: Eukaryota; Metazoa; Annelida; Clitellata; Rhynchobdellida; Glossiphoniidae
Exons: 3
Coding region: 1-303 (100 amino acids)
Source: RefSeq, a predicted model, not a curated record